AUGGCUGCCGCCGGAUUCCGCACCGUGUUUGACGUGUCGGGACUGGCGCGACCGAACUGGUUCCCGGGCCACAUGGCGCGCGGCAUGCGUGAGAUUGCGCGCAACCUGCAGCACAUUGACUAUGUGAUUGAGGUCCACGACGCUCGGGUUCCCGUCUCGGGUCGCAACCCACUGCUCCAGGCGCUGCAAAAGCCAUCCACGCUUCUGUUGAACAAGAUGGAUCUCGGCGAUCCGGCCGUCAACAAGAUAGCGAAGGCUCGAUUGCAUGAAAUCAAUCCACGUCACAACGUCGUGUUGACAAGCGCAACGCUGCGGCUGGAGCGCGCACUCACGCUCGUCGUCGACCACAUUUUGGCAAACGUGCCGGCCGAGCGCGCAGACAAGGACGGCGAGGGCAUUCACGCAAUGAUUGUGGGCAUGCCGAACGUGGGCAAAUCGUCCACCAUCAACGCGCUGCGCAGAUUGCUCACGGGCGAAGGUGCACGCGCCAAGGUUGGCCCCAUCCCCGGCAUCACACGCGCCGUCAUGCAGCCGCUGCACAUUUCGCGUGAUCCAAAGAUUAUGCUGAUUGACACACCCGGUAUCAUGGCACCACACAUUCCAAACGUCGAGGUCGGGCUCAAACUCGCCGCGGUCGGCACAUUUAUCGAUCACCAGGUCGGAGAGGCGUUGAUCGCCGACUACAUCCUGUUCAGCCUCAACCUGCGCCGCAAGUUUGACUAUGUCAAGCGGUACAACAUGGACCAGCCGUGCGAUGACAUUAACGUCUUCCUGUCUGCACUUGCCCAGCACUCUGGACUCGUGCUCAAGGGAGGCUUGCUAAACACGACUCUAGCAGCUGCGCGAUUCAUCAAGGACUACCGAGAGGGAGCGCUCGGGCGCUUGACACUCGACGAUGCUAUUGUCGAAGGAGGACUUCCUGCUAUUGUCGCCGCACAAACCGCUCAAGCAAGCAGUCCAAAGGCGAGCGAGCAGGCGCGUCUUCCUCCGCUGGACGAAGCAAACUGGAAUCCUGUCGACGCCUUCGAUCGGUUACGGGCAGAAGAAAAGCGCCUCCGGGGCUUCAAGCGAAGGCGAUGA
Molecule: messenger RNA, 1080 nt
Organism: Capsaspora owczarzaki ATCC 30864
Lineage: Eukaryota; Filasterea; Ministeriida; Capsasporidae
Product: GTPase 1
Exons: 3
Coding region: 1-1080 (359 amino acids)
Cellular component (GO): mitochondrion
Molecular function (GO): GTP binding; GTPase activity
Source: RefSeq, a predicted model, not a curated record